AUGGCGACCGACGCUCCCAAUGGGGACAACAGUAACCUCAAACCUCCCACCGCUACUGCAAACUCCGUCUCCAGUGCAGAGGCAGUGGAAGGAGAGAAGACAGCUCCUCACACCGCUAGCAUUGAUCUCGAGCGCGUGGGUGAGACUCAAGGCUAUGUCCUCGAUGAAACUCAACUCCGAGAGAAACUCGGCCUCGCCCCAGAUGUAAUCUUAAGGAAGUCUAAGAAAGGUGUCGUCUUGAUCCCUCAGCCAACCGAAAGUCCCGAAGACCCGUACAACUGGGGUCCAGUGAAGAAGACGCUCAUCUUGCUUGUUCUCGCCGUGAAUGCUUGCACUGCAGAUUACUCUGCUGCCACAGGUGCCAGUGCGCUGAUCCCUCAAUCUAUAGAAUGGGGAAUCACCCCUGAUGAAGUCAACCAUGCCACCGCUGGCUGUCUAUCUGCAGGAACUGCAGCCUGGUCGGCAGCAGCCAAGAGCUUUGAGUCAUACAUGGCAUCCAGAAUCUUGAAUGGAAUGUUCUGCGUUGCGGGCGCGGCAAGUGGACUCUCUUGGAUUAACGAUGUUUUCUUUUUCCACCAACGUCCUCGGAAAAUCAACAUUUGGUCAACUGCAAUCAUCCUCUCGCCAUUCCUCGGUCCCCAGUUUAUGGCUGCCAUCAUUAGUGUAGACUCCUGGAGGACCGGUAUGUGGUUGAAUUUCGGGAUCAUUUCCUUCGGAGUUGCUUUGAUCAUCCUCUUCGGGGACGAGACAUUCUAUCCACGUCAUCUACCAAAGGAACAGAUCCCACCCCGCAAGAAUCGUUUGCUCAGAGUUGUGGGUGUCGAGCAAGCCCGAACCCACUAUACCACAAACGGCUUUUUGGAGGCCGGAAGCCGCCUGGCAUACACCAUCUUCAAACUACCAGUGUUCUUGAUCUGCUUUUUCUAUUUCUUCGACUUCCCGUGGACCAUCGCCAACAACACCACCAUCUCUGUCCUGAUCGUUCCGGCAUACAACUUCACCUUCCGCAACCUGGCAGCUAUUUACACGGCACCAGUUGUUGGCGCAGUCCUUGGACUUGUGGUGGGACAUUUCCUGUUCGAUUGGAUUGGAAAACUGUAUGCUAGACGCCAUGGCGGGCGUCUUGAACCCGAAAACCGUUUGAUCAUCUUGUAUCUGAUCUUACCGCUGAAAAUCAUCGGAUAUAAUCUGAUCGGCGUGACGCUUCACAAUGCUCGGACCUGGUCCUACUGGGUUCUUGCAGUGGGCUGGGCGAUGCACAACUUCGCAACCAUUGUGACUACAACAGCUGUCGGCGCUUAUCUCCUCGAUUCGUAUCCAGAGGCUGGCGGUGAGUGUGCAGCAUGGAUCAACUUUUCACGUACACUUGGCGGCUUUAUCGUCGGAUACAUCCAACUCAACUGGGCAGCCAAAGCAGGUACUCAGACAGAGUACGGAAUCCAAACCGGAAUCAUGGGUGGAGCUUUUCUCAUUGUCAUCUUCCUCCAAUUCUUCGGCGCAAAGUUGAGACAUGCUCAGGGACCGUUGAACUUCAGAACGAACUAG
Messenger RNA from Exophiala aquamarina CBS 119918, 1545 nucleotides. RefSeq lists its product as uncharacterized. Gene Ontology annotation, molecular function: transmembrane transporter activity. The transcript has 4 exons. The record is from RefSeq and is a predicted model, not a curated record. Gene Ontology annotation, biological process: transmembrane transport. NCBI's taxonomy places the organism in Eukaryota, Fungi, Ascomycota, Eurotiomycetes, Chaetothyriales, Herpotrichiellaceae. Bases 1 to 1545 code for a protein of 514 amino acids.